This is a messenger RNA of Zingiber officinale, 2212 nucleotides long. Its product is annotated as serine/threonine-protein kinase haspin homolog. Gene Ontology annotation, molecular function: ATP binding; histone H3T3 kinase activity. Gene Ontology annotation, cellular component: nucleus; cytoplasm. Gene Ontology annotation, biological process: protein phosphorylation; intracellular signal transduction; mitotic cell cycle. The transcript has 16 exons. The record is from RefSeq and is a predicted model, not a curated record. Lineage: Eukaryota; Viridiplantae; Streptophyta; Magnoliopsida; Zingiberales; Zingiberaceae. Bases 17 to 1945 code for a protein of 642 amino acids.
CCUCCGAUCUACGCCGAUGGCUUCUCCGACGACAGGAGACGGAAGCGAUCUCUGGGCGGAGAUCGUCUCCCAAGGGGAGCAACCGCCGGCAGUGCCUCAAGUUGCUGUGGUUUACGAAAGAAGAAGGAGAACGGCCUCGGAUACGAACCCUAAGCAAGUACAGAUAUGUAGACCGAGCAGGGAAUGGCGAGUGAGCUUUGCCCCGACCAAGAGACCUAGCUGGAAUCGAUCCCUUUCCACCAGAGGAAGGGAAAGUAUUGUAGUCGCAACGGGGGUGUAUUUUAGACCCCAAGUCAAACAAAGAGGAGCACCCAAGAGAGGGAAGAAAGGAGGCAGAGCAAAGAAAACUGGCCAGGAUUCUCCAGAUUUCACAAAGGAGAAGAAUUACUUCCUAGAGGUUGACUCCUUUGAGUUACUGGAAGAGAGUCCUUCUCCUAAGAAUUUUAGCACCUGGACCAUGGGUGCAAAACAAGUUGCGGCUGUGCAUGAUUUGCCUGCCAUUUUAGAGAGAUGGAAAAUCUCAAAACUUGUUUCGCAAUGUGGCUCUUCACAACAUUUAUUUAAAAUCAUGGAAACGCCAUUUUCAGUUCCUUCUGUACUUGGCAGUUGUGGUUCCUCCAACAAUUUGACUGAUAAAACACCUGAAAGGGAUUUGAGGACAAAGCUUCCGUCAAAGUUUGGUUCAUACAAGGAAAGCCGUAAACCAGAACUGGUUUCAAAUAGUUCAAUUAGAAAUUUGGUUGAUAACAGCAUUGUGGCUUCCUUUGAUUCACUUAGCAUAAAGGAAAAAGAAGUAGAAAAUGGGAUAUGUGAAAAUGCAGAAAUCUUGCAAGAAGUGCAUGUCUCCAGUGAGUCAAAAAAAGCUACUCAAAUUGAUGCAUCACAAUUUACGACAUCCGAUGGGGAAUAUCUGAAGGCAUUUGACCAACUUCUGAUGAUUUGCCGACAAUCUGCGCCAAUCAGUCUUGGAGAAGUCUUCUCUAGACACUGUGAGUUGAGCAGUAUUGCCAAAAUUGGUGAAGGCACAUAUGGGGAGGCUUUCAAAGCUGGUCAAACUGUUUGCAAAGUAGUACCUAUUGAUGGAGAUCUGUUAGUAAAUGGAGAAGUUCAGAAGAAAUCUGAGGAAGUGCUUGAGGAAGUUAUGCUUUCUUUGACAUUAAAUAGCUUAAGAGGUAGACAAAAGGAAACUAACACUAAAAAUGCAUGCUCUGGCUUCAUUGAAACAAAAGAUUUUUGCAUCUGCCGAGGACCCUAUGAUGAUGGAUUGAUUAGUGCUUGGGAAGAUUGGGAUGCAGUGCAUGGUUCUGAAAAUGAUCAUCCCAAAGAGUUCGUGGAGAAUCAGUGCUAUAUAGUAUUUGUACUUGCUGAUGGCGGGAAAGAUCUGGAAAGUUUUGUACUAGGUAACUAUGAUGAGGCUCGAAGUUUAUUGGUGCAAGCUACUAUUGCUUUGGCUGUGGCGGAAAGUGCUUGCGAGUUUGAACAUCGAGAUUUGCAUUGGGGCAAUAUUCUUUUAACUGAUACAAAAGAUACUUCAACAAAUUUUACUCUUCAUGGAAAAAAGAUGGGAGCUAAGACAUUUGGGUUAGCUAUUUCAAUAAUAGAUUUUACUCUCUCCCGUAUCAAUACUGGCGAAGCUAUAUUAUUUCUUGACUUGUCUGCUGAUCCUGGACUCUUUGAGGGUCCAAAAGGAGAUAAACAAUUUGAAACAUACCGCAAAAUGAAAGACUUAACUGAAGACUGUUGGGAAGGAAGUUUCCCCAAGACCAAUGUUCUCUGGUUAAUAUAUCUUGUGGAUAUCUUGUUGACAAAGAAAUCAUUUAAACGAACAGCAAAGGAUGAGAGAGAUCUUCGUUCUUUCAAAAAACGUUUGAAUGAAUAUGGAUCUGCUACAGAUUCUCUCUCUGAUACUUUCUUCAGCGACUUGCUGAUCAAUGAUUCAGAAUGAGCUUCCAUGAACCAAUUGAAGUACAUGCGAGUAUGGGGCAAGUGUAAUCUCAGAAGGGUCACCAUCCAAUUGCUUGCUUGCUAUUAAGAUUAUGAGAAUUGAAUCCCUUUCAGAAUUCAGUAGUCAGCAAAUGCCAGGUGCUUAUGAACUCGAGCAGAAACUGCUGUAUAUUAUUUUCCCUUGAGCAGUUUGUCAGAACAAAUCUCUGAUGAUGUUCAUCAUUUUUCAGUAAUACAAUGACAAGUUUAUGCCCUUUCCCAUUGAUUG